Musca vetustissima is the source of this 849-nucleotide messenger RNA. RefSeq names its product general transcription factor IIF subunit 2 (gene TfIIFbeta). The record is from RefSeq and is a predicted model, not a curated record. NCBI's taxonomy places the organism in Eukaryota, Metazoa, Arthropoda, Insecta, Diptera, Muscidae. Gene Ontology annotation, biological process: transcription initiation at RNA polymerase II promoter; transcription by RNA polymerase II. Bases 2 to 847 code for a protein of 281 amino acids. The transcript is spliced from 2 exons. Gene Ontology annotation, cellular component: transcription factor TFIIF complex.
AAUGUCUAAAGACGACAAGGAUAUAAAAAUACCAAUUGUCGAUAAAGAAUUGGAUCUAUCAAAUGCUGGACGAGGUGUUUGGUUGGUUAAGGUACCCAAAUAUAUAGCACAAAAAUGGGAGAAAGCUCCCUCAAAUAUGGACGUGGGCAAACUGCGAAUUAGCAAAACACCCGGCCAAAAGGCACAAGUAUCAUUGAGUUUAUCACAGGCCGUUGUGAAAUUGGAUCCACAGGAAGAAAUACCCACCGAACAUAUACUUGAUGUUUCUGUCGUGACCAAACAGACAUUGGGAGUAUUUUCACAUAUGGUACCACCUGAAUCGAGCAGUGGCAGCAGCAGUAAAGAGUCGUCGGCUAGCACACAGGGCUCCGAGAAGUUAUACAUGGAAGGUAGAAUAGUACAAAAACUAGAAUGUAGACCAAUUGCAGAUAAUUGUUAUAUGAAGCUAAAAUUGGAAUCUAUACGCAAGGCAUCGGUACCCGUGCGAAAAGUGCAACCAAUCGAUAAGAUUGUUCAGAACUUUAAACCUGUUAAGGAUCAUGCUCACAAUAUCGAAUAUCGGGAACGCAAAAAAGCCGAGGGUAAAAAGGCCCGUGACGAUAAGAAUGCUGUUAUGGACAUGUUGUUCCUUGCCUUUGAAAAACAUCAAUACUAUAACAUUAAGGAUUUGGUGAAAAUAACAAAACAACCAAUUGGUUAUUUGAAAGAAAUCCUCAAGGAAGUUUGUGAUUAUAAUAUGAAAAAUCCACACAAAAAUAUGUGGGAAUUGAAAAAGGAAUAUCGCCAUUAUAAGACUGAUGACAAGAAAGAUGAGGACAAAGCCGGAUCGGAUAGUGAUUCGGAUUAGUA